AUGCCGCUCUGUCUCACCUUCAUCGACUUAAAGAAGGCCUUCGACUCAGUUGAGACGGAAGCGGUCGUGGAAGCCUUGGACAACCAAGGCGUCCCUACUCAGUACAUAAAGGUGCUUCGAGAGUUGUGCAGUAACUUCACGACCGGAAUUUCGAUACUCUACAAAAAUUUCGUCUUUGACAUGAGGAGGGGGGUCCGACAGGAUGAUACAAUUUCACCCAAAAUAUUCACAGCCACCCUCGAGAACGCAAUGCGAAAGUUGGAAUGGGACGACAUGGGAGUGAAGGUUGAUGGUCGGCAGCUACACCAUUUACGCUUUGCUGAUGACAUCGUACUGAUAACACCUAGCAUCAGCCAAGCGGAACGAAUGCUGACCGAAUUCGACGAAACAUGUGGAUGCAUCGGUCUUCAGCUGAAUCUACAAAAGACGAUGUUCAUGCGGAACGGAUGGGUUUCGGAUGCCCCAUUCACGCUCAACGGAACGAACAUAUCCGAAUGCACCAGCUACGUUUACCUGGGUCGGGAACUGAACAUGAUGAACGACCUGAUCCCCGAGCUGGGCAGGAGGAGACGAGCGGCUUGGGGAGCGUACAAGAGCAUCGAGGAUGUAGUGAAGAAGACCAGGAACACCCGGCUCCGUGCUCACCUCUUCAACACCACCGUACUUGCUGCUUUGACCUAUGCUUCGGAAACCUGGACAUUUCGCAAGCAGGAGGAAAACGCGCUGAGCGUCAUUGAACGCGCAAUUGAGAGAGUGAUGCUAGGAGUAUCCCGUUUCACGCAAGUGAGGGACGGGAUUCGAAGUUCUCUCCUACGUCAACGAUCGAAGAUUAGAGACGCCGCCGUGUUUGCCAAGGAAAGUAAAAUAAGGUGGGCCGGACACGUGAUGCGCUUUGAUGACAACCGUUGGACCAGAGCCGUGAGCGACUGGGUUCCCCGCGAUAUUAAGCGCACUACAGGAAGACCGCUGACCCGAUGGUUAGAUUUCUUCACGGAGUCCUUCAAAGAAAAAUAUGAUGCUCUUCGUGUCCCACGCGAAAGGUGGAACCACUGGGCUACUCUGGCACGCGAUCGGGACAAAUGGAAGGAUUACUGGCGCCCGCUCGACCAGUUCGAAGAUCAACGGGAGUCAAGGUGA
Messenger RNA from Necator americanus (New World hookworm), 1137 nucleotides. RefSeq lists its product as uncharacterized. The record is from RefSeq and is a predicted model, not a curated record. The coding region runs from base 1 to 1137 and encodes 378 amino acids. The transcript has a single exon. Lineage: Eukaryota; Metazoa; Nematoda; Chromadorea; Rhabditida; Ancylostomatidae.